Messenger RNA from Mus pahari (shrew mouse), 1920 nucleotides. Its product is annotated as heat shock 70 kDa protein 1A. Gene Ontology annotation, molecular function: ATP-dependent protein folding chaperone; ATP hydrolysis activity; ATP binding. Lineage: Eukaryota; Metazoa; Chordata; Mammalia; Rodentia; Muridae. Bases 188 to 1213 code for a protein of 341 amino acids. Gene Ontology annotation, cellular component: blood microparticle; cytoplasm; vesicle. The record is from RefSeq and is a predicted model, not a curated record. Gene Ontology annotation, biological process: regulation of mitotic spindle assembly; cellular response to unfolded protein; protein refolding. The transcript has 2 exons.
UUCUCAAACUGAACCAGACUCUGGUUCCACCCGGAGAGAAGCGAAGACAAGAGAAGCAGAGCGAACUGAGCGUUCCCGACCCUCGGCCAGGACCAGCCUUCCCCAGAGCAUCCCCACCGCGGAGCGAAACCUUCCCCGGAGCAUCCACGCAGCGGAGCGCAGCCUUCUAGAAGCAGAGCGCGGCGCCAUGGCCAAGAACACGGCGAUCGGCAUCGACCUGGGCACCACCUACUCGUGCGUGGGCGUGUUCCAGCACGGCAAGGUGGAGAUCAUCGCCAACGACCAGGGCAACCGCACGACCCCCAGCUACGUGGCCUUCACCGACACCGAGCGCCUCAUCGGAGACGCCGCCAAGAACCAGGUGGCGCUGAACCCGCAGAACACCGUGUUCGACGCGAAGCGGCUGAUCGGACGCAAGUUCGGCGACGCGGUGGUGCAGUCGGACAUGAAGCACUGGCCCUUCCAGGUGGUGAACGACGGCGACAAGCCCAAGGUGCAGGUGAACUACAAGGGCGAGAGCCGGUCGUUCUUCCCGGAGGAGAUCUCGUCCAUGGUGCUGACGAAGAUGAAGGAGAUCUCCGAGGCGUACCUGGGCCACCCGGUGACCAACGCGGUGAUCACGGUGCCCGCCUACUUCAACGACUCUCAGCGGCAGGCCACCAAGGACGCGGGCGUGAUCGCGGGUCUGAACGUGCUGCGAAUCAUCAACGAGCCCACGGCGGCCGCCAUCGCCUACGGGCUGGACCGGACCGCGGCCACCGACAAGAGCACCGGCAAGGCCAACAAGAUCACCAUCACCAACGACAAGGGCCGCCUGAGCAAGGAGGAGAUCGAGCGCAUGGUGCAGGAGGCCGAGCGCUACAAGGCGGAGGACGAGGUGCAGCGCGACAGGGUGGCCGCCAAGAAUGCGCUCGAGUCCUAUGCCUUCAACAUGAAGAGCGCNGUGGAGGACGAGGGUCUCAAGGGCAAGCUCAGCGAGGCUGACAAGAAGAAGGUGCUGGACAAGUGCCAGGAGGUCAUCUCCUGGCUGGACUCCAACACGCUGGCGGACAAGGAGGAGUUCGUGCACAAGCGGGAGGAGCUGGAGCGGGUGUGCAGCCCCAUCAUCAGCGGGCUGUACCAGGGUGCGGGUGCUUCCGGGGCUGGGGGCUUCGGGGCCCAGGCUCCCAAGGGAGGCUCUGGGUCAGGACCCACCAUCGAGGAGGUGGAUUAGAGGCCCCUCUCCUCUUGGCUCUCCGGGUAUGGUCUAGAAGACAGACUCGUCGCACUUGAUAGCUGCUUUGGCACGGAUUACUGUCUAGUUUAUUUGUAGUCCUCUCCGUAGUUUAGUUUAAAGUCACAGCCUCUCUUAAGGUAAUUGAGUUGAUUGUUAAAUUUUGUAUGCUUAUAUUUUUUUAUAUUCAAAUUCACGUUGGGAGCUUCUCUAUGCACUGUACCAGGGGAUUUUGUUUUAUAGCUAAUGAUGUGUAAAGUCUAAAGACUUUUCGGUAUUUUUAUAUCAGUGUUCCAGUGGCCUGGGAAGACAUAGUCUUUGCUGCCCGGUUCCCUCGAGAUGGUCAUCUCUAAGACAAACUGUCUUUCAGAAACGUCUUGGCACUGUGUACUACAUAACUCUUCUCUUUUGUACUUAAAACUUGAUCUGCUUGUCCAUGUUGAGGGUCUGUGGUAUAACCAGUAUGUUCUUUGCAUUUAAUCUAACCGGGUUAAAGAUGGUGUAUCCUUCCUGAAAACAUGUCCACACUGCCACCUUGUGAACAUUUUUUUCUUUGCAUCACUACAAACUAUUGAAAAAACUUUUAUGACUUAAAUAUUCAAAAUAAAAGUUACAAGUAUAUUUUGUUGGUUUGUAUGUUGAGAGGGAUAAUGGAUUCUGGGUUUAUGUGGAUUUCUUAAGUUUUGUUUUGUUUUUUUGUUUUUUUG